Molecule: messenger RNA, 4496 nt
Organism: Lolium perenne
Lineage: Eukaryota; Viridiplantae; Streptophyta; Magnoliopsida; Poales; Poaceae
Source: RefSeq, a predicted model, not a curated record
UACUGCUCCAGGAUUAUAUACACGUAUGAUAGGCAAUUCUCCCACUAAUCACGUCCAAUAAUUGCUCCGUCCAGUGGGUCCCGUUGGAGUCCCCGGCCGCCGCUAGCUCCCACCAGCUCGUCCUCGGCACCAAUGCCGACGACUCCCCCAACCACCUCAUGCUCGUGGAUGCCAUGCUCCACGCCGCUGAGGGCGGCGCCGUCCCAGCCCCCUCUGAGUCCAUCUUCCGCUCGGCGCGCCACCACAGCGAGAUCAACCGCGCCCGGUGCAUGCUGCAACAUCCUUAUACCGUGGCCACCAAGACCUACAUCGAUGAGUUGCACGUGUAUCACCUUGCCGACGACGUUCAGAAGGCCGGUGCCCAUGUCGUGCUCAGGGGCCAUGGCGCAGCGGGUUACGGGCUGGCGUGGAGCCCGAUGAAGGAGGGUCGCUGCUGAGCGGCUCGCAUGGAUCUCGCAUCCGGAGUGGAGUCCCAUUUAUGGAUGCGCAACAGGUGUUUGAGUUCCUCACCUGGUUGGCUACUUGCUCGACCAUCCACUCCAGUAGAGCGACCGGAAUCAACAAGAAUGGGCGGAGAACAGGAUGGGCAUGCGAGUCACUGUGCCAGCGGUGUGGAGUCAGGGAAGGCGCAGCUUGUCGGGAUAGAGAUGGAGCAGGAGGGGGCGCAGGACCUCGCCGGGGUGGUGGGAGGACAUAGGAGAGGGCGCAGGACCACGUUGGGGUGAUGGGGAGGCAGGUGAGGGUGCGCCGGGCAUCGCCGGGGUGAUGGGGAGGCAGCACGGGCCCUCGCUGUCGGCAGUGCGAUUUAGUCAAGAAUACCACAUCCAUCAAUCUCGCAGUCAAAUAUUUUGCAGAAUAUAGCAGGUUAAGCUCGAUGAAGACUUGAAGCGGUGAUAACUAAGCUGUGAUGGACCAAAUUAGUUAGAAGUUGGUUUUCUUGAUCACUUCAACAUAUAGGUGACAUCUAUAUUUCUUUUCAUGUGAAUUUCUUUGAAAUUAGUUGAUUGAAUGCAAAUUUGAUCAAACUGAUUAGAAGUUUAGUUGGGACUUCACGGGCUGGAGCAGAUGGAUUUGGCAUGCAAAGCUGUCUAUCUUUCUUUCCAUAUGGAGUAUUUGUGUUCGCUGGAAGUAGUGUUCUCGUGGCCAUCUCAAUAGAAGGUUAAAUUUCUGCGUAAGUAUGCACAGUUGUAGACGCGUUUAAUAUAUGAAACUUAAGUAAUAGUUCAGGUUUAGCUGAUUGUGUGCUUUUUUUCCGCCUCCCUCUUAAGAUGAAAGAUGCAAUAAUGCUUUUGAACAUUUAGUUGCAGUUUAGUAGUGCAAUGUCAAUGCUUAUGUGAAAAAAAGUUAUUCGUUAUUGAGCAUGUCCUUAGCAAAUAUAUGUGAGAUGUGGGAGACUUUUGAUGAAAUAGGGCAUUUUACUUAAUCAAGUCUUCAUUUUAAAUUUUGGUGUGGGAGUCUAUAGUAUUUUUUAUUAAUUUUUUUUCAGUGUAUAAAGAAGGGAACUAUAAAUAUGGAAUAUUUGAACACUAUAAAUGGGAAAAAGGGUAAAAAGAGACAGAAAGAACAUGUUCAAGGAUGAUAGGAAAAAAAUGCCGUUGUAUAUGUGGAGUAUUAUGUUUAGUGUAGAGUAUUCAAAAACUAUAAAUAUGGGAUAUUUGAACACAUAAAUGGUAAACUAUGAGUGUCCUUGAAUAUCCCACCAAAAUCAAAUCGUUUUUGUUAAUGUUUUGUUUUCCCGUGGCAACGCACGGGCAUUUGUACUAGUUUGAAAGAAACAGCAAAACAAAGUAAGAUGGAACACAAAAAAAAAAUGCAGCCGCUGGGCCGGACCAGCAGCAAAUAGGAUUUACCCCCGUAGUCGCUGGGCCGGACCUCCUAUUCAUCAGGGACGCCACAGACGCCCGCGUGGAUAGCAAGAUGGGCCGGGGCCCAGCAAGCUUCUUCUUCCUCAUCUCAGGUUGUCUUCAAAGCUAAAAAAAAAAUCUCAGGUUGUCUUCUUUCUCCUUCACCUCCCCGAGCCCCCGCCUCCAACGCCGUCCGGCUCGCCUGCUGCCGCCACCCACGGCCGGCCCCGCUCCCCCGGUGCCUCUGCGAACCGCAUUCUUCCAUCUGCCGCCCACCCCCGGUCCGCCGCCGCCGCGGAACUCCCUCUAAACCCACCCACCUCCCCCAACUCCGGCGAACCCCCCCGCACCCCCGGAACCCUACGUCCGUCGCCGGUGAUCCCCUACCCUAAGAUCUUGGCCUCACCUCCGCCGGCGACGCCGCAGCCAGCCACGUCGUCCCCGUCUCCGGUGAGGUCCUGGCCUCGCCUACGCCGGGGACGCCGUGGCCAGCCGCGUCUUCUCCGUCUCCGGCGAGGUCUGUUUCUUCUUCUCCGGUGAGUAUCCUCUCCCUAACAGGCCGAGGCCUAUCCCGCUCCCUAGGCAGGUGCCUAAAUUCCCCAGUUCGGAACGAUGCUGAAGAGAAGGCGAGAAUACGACUGCACAACAGGGAGUACUCACGCAAAAAAAAAAAGAUUUGGUUGAUACUUUGGAAGAGCAAUUUGGCUGCUUGAACACUUCUGGUCAAGGUGUCUGGGGUGAACUCAGUAAAGAAGUUGCAUCAAAAUUGUCUAAAAGUGUUUUCGCCAUUGCUUCUUUCGAUGGCGAUGAAAUGCGAUGCUCAUGCUCAGGCAUAGUUAUACAUUGGAGACCACGCCUCAUUACCUUGCUUACUUCGGCAAGUUUAGUGAGAUCUCUUCACGAUGAAAGCAAGAUAGAUGAGGACUUGACGAUUAGAGUGUGGAAUCAGCAUCUUCAUUAUGUCGAUGGGUGGUUGGAAAAAUAUGAUUUGCAUUAUAAUAUUGCUCUUGUCAGCAUUAAAGUCCGUGGUUUUGUUUGUCCAGCAAGUCUACAUCAUGAAAUGCAACUUGAGUCAGGUAGCAAGGUAGUAGCUGUAGGAUGUUUGUUUGACUCAAGGAAAGUGAUGGCCACAAGUGGGAUAGUGAUGGACAAAGUGAGCAGAUUUGGUAAUGAGGAGUUUCUGAGUUCCACUUGUAAAAUCAGUAAGGCUGGGACUGGAGGGCCACUUGUUGAUUUCAAUGGAAAUUUUCUUGGCAUGAACUUGUACGAUGCAGAGCAAACAACCGUUCUUCGAAGAAAUAUAAUUAUCAAAUGUUUGGAGCGUCUUGGAAUAUUUCAGCCUCAAAAUAAGCAAGGAGGUGGUUGCACAAGUGACAUAAUGGUGAGAAGCACAAACAAUGACAAUGGUGUAUAUCUUUAUGCAAAUUCUUACUUCGACCCAGAAGUACCUAUUGAUACAGUACAUAAAAAGCUGCGCUCACUUGGUUAUCCCAUGCCCGAAAAAAAUUGUGGAGGCAUGAGAUUAAUUAAUCGUUUUGAAGAGAAAUUUCCCUAUGUGGAUGGUUCUUGUCGCAGUGUCAUGAAGGACCUCAGUGAAGAAGUUGCUUUAAAUUUGUCUUGCAGUGUUGUCUCACUUGCUUCUUUCAAAGGGAAUACCAGGUUAUUUGCAUGCACUGGCAUACUUAUAGAACACACGAGUGUUCUGACGUCUGCAAGCUUAGUCAGGUCUUCUGAUGAUGAAAAUAAAAUUGAUAAUGACUUGAGGAUUGAAGUGCGUCUUCCCAACAAACAAUGUGUCACAGGAAAACUGCAGCAUUAUAGUUUACACUAUAAUCUCGCUGCAGUAAAUAUCAUGGCCUCUCCUGAUCUUCAUACAGCAAAGCUCUAUCAUGAUGUACAAUUUGAGCCCUGUUGUAAGGUGGUAGCUGUGGGCCGCAUCUUUGCAAGUGGCUCAUUAACAGCCACAAGUGGAAUGUUGACUGACGAACCGAGCAAAUUUGAUUGCACAGAGCUGUUGACCUCCACAUGUAAAAUCACAAAGGCUGGGAUUGGAGGACCCCUUUUUGAUUUUGAUGGGAACUUUAUUGGCAUGAACUUUUAUGAUGAGGAAAACACUCCAUUCAUACCUAGGAACAUAAUUCUGGAAUGCCUGAGGCAUUUUGAGACAAAGAGGAGCAUUACGGCCAGCAGUACCAACGUAGACUGUAAUUUAAACAGAUGGCCAGUGCCCAAACCGUAUUGUGUUUAUCCGGCGAGUGACUGGGAUUUGGGCAUGCACCAGAACAUUGAUCUGAGAGCAGCCCCACCUCCAAUGUUGCUUUAAAUUGCCUAGAAUCAGCUGUCCUUUCAGCCUGCAUCAUGAUAAAUACCACCAUGCCCUUGCGCUAAUCGAUUAAGCUGUUUCUGUCCUGAUCUAGAUAGUGUUGAACAUUAGAUAGGAUAACCUGUUUGUUUUUGUUCCUGAUACAUUUGCUAGCAAGUGACCAUUCGGUGACUCAUGUGAACUUUGACUUGCACAUGAGCUGUACCAGUUUGACUGAAGUGUCAGACUCAUGUGUGCGGUAGUCACCUUGUUUAGCAGCUCCGGCUUGUAUGUUCAUUGUAAGGCUUUUGCCGGUCUUUGUUGAAUAAAUGAAAGAGUAGAUUCCAAUU